GUAUUUUUCCAUAUCCCCUCCUUUCCUUAAAGUAGGGUUCGCCCCCUCCCCGGAGAAGGGAAUUCCGCCGGGGGAGGCCAUGGGGGACCCCCCGUUCCCCGAACCUGAAUUCUCCACAACCCCCGUUCUUCGUACGAGUAGCCCCCGCCAUGAACGGUCGCACCCUCCCUUAAAAUACUUACUCAUUUUUUCUAUAGAGCAGAUGAAUCUAUCGCCUAUAUAGAAUAUAGUACAGACCGGGAAGGCUCUGUUCGAGGUGUUCAAAUUUCUCGUCAAUCAAUGUUAGCUCAUGCAAGAUCCCUUUGUUUGGCUUUAAAUUACAAAGAAGGACAAACAUUAAUUUGCGUGUUGGAUUUUAAAAGAGAAGCUGGACUUUGGCAUUCUUGUAUAGCUGCAAUAUAUGCUGGAAUGCGUGUUAUAUUUGUUCCAUAUUCUUUGUUGAAAAUUAAUCCAACAUGUUGGCUUUUACAAGCAACUCAGCAAUCUGCUCAAUUUGCUUUAGUCAAAUCUCGUGAUUUACAUUGGUCUUUAUUAGCAGUUCGUGAUCAUUCUCAAUUACAACUUGGCUCUCUUGAACGGAUUUUGGUCAGUGAUAGCGCCAAUCCUUGGGCUCUUUCCUCUUGUGAUCAAUUUUGUGCUGUCUUCUCAAAGCGUGGUCUAUCCCCAACCGCAAUAUGUCCAUGUGCAGGUUCCUCUGAAGCUGGUACUGUUGCUUUAAGACAGCCAUUUAGACAACAAGAAAAUGAACAACAACCCGAAAAUGUUAAUAAUAAUGAGCAACAACCAAAAUGGGGAAGUGGUAGAGGAACUCUUUCAAUGUUGGCACUUAGCCAUUGUGUUGUUCGUCUAGAGCCAGAAAAUUCUAUAAAUUCUUUGGCAAUACAGGAUACAGGUCAAGUAAUUCCUGGAGGUAUGGCUGUUGUCGUAAAAUUAAAUGGCCCUCCAAACUUAUGCCGUUCUGAUGAAAUUGGAGAAAUUUGUUUACAUUCAACAUCAACUUCAAAUGGUUUUUAUGGCCUAAAAGGACUUUCUUCAAAAAUAUUUGAUGUUUUACCUCUGGGAAUAGACGAUAAACCUAUUGGACCUUUACGUUAUGUUCGUUCUGGAUUAAUUGGUUUUUUGGGUCCAAAUGGAAUGAUUUUUGCUGUUGGUGCUAAACAAUCAUUGUUAUAUGUUUCUGGAAGAAUACACAAUUCUGAUGAUAUAAUAGCAACUGUACUUGCUGUUGAACCACAAAAAUUUAUUUAUAGAGGUAGAAUUGCUGUGUUCAGUAUUCGAGUACUUCGGGAUGAACGUAUCUGUAUUGUAGCUGAACAAAGACCUGAAGUAAAUGAAGAAGAUGCUUUUCCGUGGAUGGUUCGUGUUCUCCAAGCAAUUGAUUCUGUACAUAACCAACUUGGUAUUUAUUGUAUUUGUUUAGUUCUUCCAAAUCAGUUACCCAAGACUCCUCUCGGUGGUAUUCAUGUUACUGAAACUAGACAACGAUUUAUUGAUGCUUGUUUACAUCCUACAACUUUAUUAAUGUGUCCUCAACAUUGCGUAUUAAAUCUUCCGAGGCCUAGAGAACCACCUGCUGAUGUUGGUCCUGCAGCUAUGUUUGUAGGAAAUAUUGUGCAGGGUGUAAGAAUAGCUGGAGCACAAGGAAUGGAAUUGCCAUCACCCAUAACUGAAGAGGAACAAUGUUGCCAUCUUAUUGAUAUUUUAAAACAACGAGCAAAGAAUACUCCUGAUCAUGUGUUAUAUUCUCUUUUGAAUUCACGUGGAAUUGAAACAGAAUCACUAACUUGUGCUCAACUUUUAAAAAGGGCAGAACGUGUUGGUGCUUUAUUACUAGAAAAAGGAAGUCUGGCAAGUGGUGAUCAUGUUGCUAUUAUAUUCCCUCCAGGAAUUGAUUUAAUAGCGGCAGUUUUUGGUUGUUUUUGUGCUUCACUUGUGCCUGUAUGUAUUAGACCACCUUCUGCUCAAAAUUUACAAACUUCUAUGCUUACUAUAAGAAUGAUUGUACAAGUUAGUAAAGCUGUUGCAAUUCUUUCUAAUGGAUUAAUAAUUAAAUUAUUAAAAAGUAGAGAGUGCCCUCCACCUCCAAAUAAUCAUCAAAGAAGACGUCAAUCACAACAACCAUCAACACAAUUCCAAGCUUCUUCUUCUUGGCCAAUAAUUUUUGAUAUUGAUGAUGCUCCCUCUUUGUCUUUUGCAAGAAAUAAAUUGUUAAAUAAAAGAAAAUUGUCUGCGGAAAGAAUAGAAGAGGAAAGAUCAACGACAGCAGCAACAUCUACUUGUUAUCUGGAUUUUGUUGUAUCUACAACAGGACAACUUUCUGGUGUACAAAUGACUGUUUUAGCAGUAGCAAAUCAAUGUAGAAGUCUUAAAUUGGCAUGUGAACUUUACCCAUCAAGAAAUGUUACAUUGUGUCUAGAUCCUUGUUCUGGCGGUCUUUCAUUUACUCUUUGGUGUCUUUCAAGUGUUUAUUCCGGUCACCAAUCAACACUUAUUCCACCACAAGAAAUGGAACAAAAUCCUUUUUGUUGGUUACAAGCUUUAACACAAAGGAGAACACGUGAUACAUUCUGUUCACCAAAUAUGGUAGAAUUAUGUUGCUCAGAACUUGCACCACAACUUUGUCAACUUAUGGAGAAAGGAAUUAAUUUGUGCAGUCUUCGUAAUUGUAUAAUCAUUGCUGAAGAACGUCCACGUGUUUCUUUAUGUACUGCAUUUGUUAAAUUGUUUGCACCAUUGGGUUUAUCAUCUAGAUCAGUUAGUACAGCUUUUGGUUGUCGUGUAAAUCCUGCAAUUUGUAUGCAAAGUGCUUCUUGUCCAGACCCUACAACAGUUUAUGUUGAUGCUAGAGCUUUAAGAAAUGAUAGAGUAACUUUGGUUGAAAAAGGUGCUCCACACAGUAUUUGUUUAAUGGAAAGUGGAAAGCUUCUACCUGGAGUUAAAGUUGCUAUUGCCAAUCCAAAAACACGUGGACAAUGUGCAGAUACACAUUUGGGAGAGAUUUGGGUAUCUAGUGGGCACAAUGCAAACGGAUUUACUUGUCUUUCUGGUGAAUUGCAACAAACUGACCAUUUCAAUGCUCGUUUAACUACCGGUGAUACGAAAACUUUAUGGGCGCGAACAGGUUAUUUGGGAUUUUUGAGACAAACAAAAGCAAUUACUGCACAUGGAGAAUUGCACGAUGCAUUAUUUGUUGUUGGCGCUUUAGAUGAAACAAUAUUAUUGCGUGGAAUGAGAUAUCAUCCUGUUGAUAUUGAAUUGUGUGUAUGUAAAGCUAAUCGUCAAAUAUGCGAAAGUGCCUCCUUCCUUUGGACAAAUUUACUCGUUAUUGCCGCAGAAACAACAUCGCCAGAAUCAGAUGCUUUAGAUUUAAUUCCAGCAAUAACUUCAGCAUUGUUGGAAGAACAACAUUUAAUUGCUGGAAUUGUUGUGUUAUUAGACCCCGGAACUAUUCCAAUUAACAGUAGAGGAGAAAAACAAAGAGCACAUUUGAGGGAAUUAUUUAUGCGUGAUCAAUUGGAUCCUAUUUAUGUGGCUUAUAACCUUUGA
Messenger RNA from Meloidogyne enterolobii, 3546 nucleotides. NCBI's taxonomy places the organism in Eukaryota, Metazoa, Nematoda, Chromadorea, Rhabditida, Meloidogynidae. The record is from the annotation of a GenBank genome assembly.